AAAAUCAACGACACCUCGCACAAACUGAUCCACCAGAAGUCGCUCCUUGCCGAGGCGAUCGCCAACGCCGAGGGACUUUUCAAGAACCUGACGGGGUGCGUCAAGGAGCUGAAGCAGGUCUACAGGUCCCUGGAGGUCUCCGAGGACGCCGUGGCGGAGCGGACCAACAUCAUCCGACAUUUGGACAACCUGGUGCGAGGCUUUGAGCGACUGUUUAGGCUGGACAUGCAUCCACGGUCCAUGGCCUGCCUGCUUGCUUGUCCACGGUCCAUUGCCUGCCUACUUGCUUGUCCGCGGUCCAUUGACUGUAUACUUGCUUGUCCACGGUGCAUUGCCUGUAUACUUGCUUGUCCACGGUCCAUUGCCUGUCUACUUGCUUGUCCACGGUCCAUUGCCUGUCAACUUGCUUGUCCACGGUCCAUUGCCUGCCUACUUGCUUGUCCACAGUGCAUUGCCUGCCUACUUGCUUCUCCACGGUGCAUUGCCUGUCUACUUGCUUGUCCACGGUCCAUUGCCUGCGUAUUUGCUUGUCCAUUGCCUGUCUACUUGCUUGUCCAUGGUGCAUUGCCUGCCUACUUGCUUGUCCGCCUACUUGCUUGUCCACGGUCCAUUGCCUGUCUACUUGCUUGUCCACGGUCCAUUGCCUGCCUAUUUGCUUGUCCACGGUCCAUUGCCUGCCUACUUGCUUGUCCACAGUCCAUUGCCUGCCUACUUGCUUCUCCACGGUGCAUUGCCUGUCUACUUGCUUGUCCACGGUCCAUUGCCUGCCUACUUGCUUGUCCACGGUCCAUUGCCUGCCUACUUGCUUGUCCACGGUCCAUUGCCUGCCUACUUGCUUGUCCACGGUCCAUUGCCUGCCUACUUGCUUGUCCACGGUCCAUUGCCUGCCUACUUGCUUGUCCACGGUCCAUUGCCUGCCUACUUGCUUGUCCACGGUCCAUUGCCUGCCUACUUGCUUGUCCACGGUCCAUUGCCUGCCUACUUGCUUGUCCACGGUCCAUUGCCUGCCUACUUGCUUGUCCACGGUCCAUUGCCUGCCUACUUGCUUGUCCACGGUCCAUUGCCUGUCUACUUGCUUGUCCACGGUCCAUUGCCUGCCUACUUGCUUGUCCACGGUCCAUUGCCUGCCUACUUGCUUGUCCAUUGCCUGCCUACUUGCUUGUCCAUUGCCUGUCUACUUGCUUGUCCACGGUACAUUGCCUGCCUACUUGCUUGUCCACGGUCCAUUGAUUGUCUACUUGCUUGUCCACGGUCCAUUGCCUGCCUAUUUGCUUGUCCACGGUCCAUUGCCUGUCUACUUGCUUGUCCACAGUCCAUUGCCUGCCUAAUUGCUUGUCCAUUGCCUGUCUACUUGCUUGUCCAUUGCCUCUCUACUUGCUUGUCCACGGUCCAUUGCCUGUCUAUUUGCUUGUCCACGGUGCAUUGCCUGUCUAUUUGCUUGUUCACGGUGCAUUGCCUGUCUAUUUGCUUGUCCACGGUGCAUUGCCUGUCUAUUUGCUUGUCCACUGUGCAUUGCCUGUCUAUUAGCUUGUCCACGGGGCAUUGCCUGUCUAUUUGCUUGUCCACGGGGCAUUGCCUGUCUAUUUGCUUGUCCACGGGGCAUUGCCUGUCUAUUUGCUUGUCCACGGUGCAUUGCCUGUCAACUUGCUUGUCCACGGGCCAUUGCCUGUCAACUUGCUUGUCCACUGUCCAUUGUCUGUCUACUUGCUUGUCCAUUGCCUGUCUUCUUGCUUGUUCACGGUGCAUUGACUAUGUCAACUUGCUUGUCCAAUGUCCAUUGCCUGCGUCUACUUGCUUGCCCAUUGCCUGUCUACUUGCUUGUCCAUGGCCUGUCUAUUUGCUUGUCCACAGUGCCGAUCGUACGCCAAGACCAUCUAUGUCCAAGACAGCGAGAACGAGUCGCUGGUGGUCAACUCAAAGAAGUUGGAGCACCUCCUGAAGAAGUCCAAGGAGAACAUGCUGGCCCUCAGGCAGAAGAACGCCGAUGCUGCAACCGAUGCGCACCUGCAAGCGGUAAGGUAG
This is a messenger RNA of Lymnaea stagnalis (great pond snail), 2022 nucleotides long. Lineage: Eukaryota; Metazoa; Mollusca; Gastropoda; Lymnaeidae. The record is from the annotation of a GenBank genome assembly.